GUUGAAAAUAAACACUACUCUACAAAUACAAUUUUGGUUGUCAAAAACAGAAACUCUUAUCUCCUUAUUCCAAAUCAUUUUUUAACCAAAACUUCUUGCUCAAUUCAUCUCUCUCUCCCUCUCUCUCUCUCUCUCUCUCUGGAACUGCAGAACCACGAAGCGAAAACCUCUUUUGGGAGUUGAUUAUUAUCCAUUGCAUUUCCGUGUUUUAUUAAAUUUAUGGUGGGGAAAUCCUGCAAUUUAUACACAUUUAUGAGAGGGCAAUAGUUAAAAAAAAAAACCUAAUUAAAAGGGAUAUUGGGUUUAUUAGCUACCAACACCAAGCAAUGGAUUCAGUAAAUGAGACAUCUGAAAACAAAGGUAGUAUGUGGGACUUGGAUCAGAAGCUUGACCAACCCAUGGAUGAAGAGGCUGGGAAGCUUAAGAAUGCAUACAGAGAAAAGAAAUUUUCGGCACUCUUGCUUCUACGAUUAGCAUUCCAAAGUCUUGGGGUAGUGUAUGGGGACUUGGGAACAUCUCCUUUGUAUGUUUUCUACAAUACAUUUCCGCAUGGAGUUGAGAAUCCGGACGAUGUGAUAGGAGCAUUGUCACUGAUAAUAUACUCGCUCACUCUUGUGCCAUUGUUGAAGUACGUUUUCAUUGUUUGCAGAGCAAAUGAUAAUGGCCAAGGGGGCACAUUUGCUCUUUAUUCAUUGCUAUGUAGACAUGCAAAUGUGAAUAGUAUCCCGAACCGGCAUAGAACCGAUGAGGAUCUGACAACGUAUAGCCGUUUUAGAUUCCAUGAAAAAUCAUUUGCUGACAAAACCAGGCAAUGGCUAGAAAAACAUUCAUAUAGGAAGAAUGUGCUUCUUCUCCUUGUCCUUGCUGGCACUUGCAUGGUGAUCGGAGAUGGAAUUCUUACCCCAGCAAUAUCAGUUCUUUCAGCUUCUGGUGGGAUCAAGGUAGACCACCCUAAGAUGAGUAAUGAUGUGGUUGUGCUUGUUGCCGUUGUUAUCUUAGUUGGCUUGUUCAGCUUGCAACAUUAUGGUACAGAUAAAGUUGGUUGGCUCUUUGCGCCCAUUGUGCUGCUCUGGUUUCUGAUGAUCGGAGGUAUCGGUAUAUUCAACAUAUGGAAAUAUGAUAGCAGUGUGCUGAAAGCUUUUUCGCCUGUCUAUUUGUAUCACUAUCUCAAAGGAGGAGGGAAAGAUGGGUGGACAUCUUUAGGGGGGAUCAUGCUUAGUAUAACUGGGACAGAAGCACUGUUUGCUGACUUGGCUCAUUUUCCGGUGUUGGCUGUACAAAUAGCAUUCACAGCAUUUGUGUUCCCCUGCCUUCUUCUAGCUUACUCUGGACAAGCUGCUUAUCUAGUAAAUCAUAAAGAACAUGUGGUAGAUGCUGCAUUCUAUCAUUCAAUACCAGAUAGCAUCUAUUGGCCAGUAUUCAUUGUUGCAACUUCGGCUGCUAUUGUUGCAAGUCAGGCAACCAUAUCUGCAACUUUUUCAAUCAUAAAACAAGCUCUGGCUUUAGGCUGCUUUCCGAGGGUGAAAGUAGUGCACACAUCAAAAAAAUUUCUCGGCCAAGUUUAUAUUCCAGAUAUCAACUGGAUACUUAUGAUUCUCUGCAUUGUUGUAACUGCUGGAUUCAGGAACCAAAAUCAGAUUGGUAAUGCUUAUGGAACAGCAGUGGUGAUAGUCAUGUUAGCCACCACAUUCCUUAUGAUUUUAAUCAUGUUGUUGGUAUGGCGGUGGCAUUGGAUACUUGUCCUAAUCUUCACUGCUUUGUCAUUACUGGUGGAGCUAACGUACUUCUCAGCCGUACUCUUCAAAGUCGAUCAAGGUGGGUGGGUCCCACUUGUGAUCGCUGGUGUCUUUCUUCUUGUCAUGGUUGUUUGGCAUUAUGGAACUGUGAAACGCUAUGAGUUCGAAAUGCAUAGUAAAGUCUCAAUGGCCUGGAUUCUCGGCCUCGGGCCUAGCUUGGGACUCGUAAGGGUGCCCGGAAUAGGACUUGUGUACACAGAGCUAGCCAGUGGUGUCCCUAGCAUUUUCUCUCAUUUCGUUACGAACUUGCCUGCCAUCCAUUCAGUGGUGGUUUUUGUAUGUGUAAAGUACCUUCCAGUAUAUACAGUCCCAGAAGACGAGAGAUUUCUUGUAAAGCGGAUAGGACCCAAGAACUUCCAUAUGUUCCGUUGUGUUGCAAGGUAUGGUUACAAGGACCUCCAUAAGAAAGAUGAGGAUUUCGAGAAGAAGCUAUUUCAUAACCUCUUCGUUUUCGUUCGACUAGAGUCUAUGAUGGAAGGGUGUACUGAUUCUGAAGAGUACAGUCUGUACGGGCAACAAACAGCGGAGUCAAGAGACUGCCUAUUGGAUAAUACCAACGCAAUGUCGUCCGAGUAUGAGCACACAAUUGAGUCGGGGAAUUCAAUUGUGCCUGCUAAUUCUCCUUUGCGACACUUGAGUUUUAGGCCAAUAUCGUUGGGGCAAACGAGCAGUCAAAAUGAGAUUGACGAAUUAGAGUUUUUGAAUAGUUGUAGAGAUGCUGGGGUUGUUCACAUUAUGGGCAACACUGUGAUCAAAGCCAGAAAAGAUUCAAGGUUGUAUAAAAAGAUUGCUGUUGAUUAUAUAUAUGCAUUUCUUAGAAAGAUUUGUAGGGAACAUAGUGUCAUCUUCAAUGUUCCACAUGAAAGCCUAUUAAAUGUAGGACAGGUACUUUAUGUAUAACCCAACAUUGUUUUAUUAUGCAUGGAUGUAAGGAUUCAUUAUUUAAUAGGAAAAGAAGAAAUUUAAUGACCUUGUGCCUU
This is a messenger RNA of Amaranthus tricolor (Joseph's coat), 2776 nucleotides long. RefSeq names its product potassium transporter 10-like. Gene Ontology annotation, molecular function: potassium ion transmembrane transporter activity. The transcript is spliced from 9 exons. The record is from RefSeq and is a predicted model, not a curated record. Bases 327 to 2696 code for a protein of 789 amino acids. Lineage: Eukaryota; Viridiplantae; Streptophyta; Magnoliopsida; Caryophyllales; Amaranthaceae. Gene Ontology annotation, biological process: potassium ion transmembrane transport. Gene Ontology annotation, cellular component: membrane.